Messenger RNA from Lachnellula hyalina, 1458 nucleotides. RefSeq names its product Aspyridones efflux protein. The coding region runs from base 1 to 1458 and encodes 485 amino acids. Gene Ontology annotation, cellular component: fungal-type vacuole membrane. NCBI's taxonomy places the organism in Eukaryota, Fungi, Ascomycota, Leotiomycetes, Helotiales, Lachnaceae. The transcript has 4 exons. Gene Ontology annotation, biological process: transmembrane transport. Gene Ontology annotation, molecular function: transmembrane transporter activity. The record is from RefSeq and is a predicted model, not a curated record.
AUGGUUGAAACACAAGCCAUCAGCGGCACCCAGGACCCUUCAGCUGACACGCUUGAAAGGGGUGUCGAAAUCCAGACGAUCAAUUCAGAGUCAGAUGACGAGGGAGGGCAAGGAGAAAGUUCAGCGAAAGAUGAUAGAUUCUUAAGCUUGACUGAGAAGGGUGAUAUUGAAGCCUACCGCAUUCCUAAUAAUGAGUUGUGUGGGAAGAAGGAAACAGCUGUGACGAGGACAAGCACGAAGAGUAGUUGGAAAGAUCCUGGGCCACCUCCUGAUGGAGGCAUGAGUGCGUGGGCGCAAGCCAUCUUUGGGCAUCUGGUAGUAAUGAAUACAUGGGGUUUUAUCAACUCUUUCGGCGUCUUCCAAACAUACUACGUAGAAGCGCUUGGUCGACCGCCAUCUGAUAUUUCCUGGAUAGGCUCUUUCCAAGUCUUCCUCCUCUUCUUCAUCGGCACGUUCACUGGACGACUCACAGACGCUGGAUACUUCCGGCCCGUAUUCCUCUUUGGCUCAUUCGCUGGUGUAUUCGGUGUCUUUAUGGCCUCUCUAUCUACCAAAUACUGGCAGCUGUUCCUCGCUCAAGGAGUAUGUUGCGGUCUUGGAAACGGAUCUUUGUUUUGCCCCUCGUUGACAAUUCUGAGCACGUACUUUAGCAAGAAGAGAAGUCUAGCUAUUGGGAUUGCGGCGGCGGGGAGUGCGACGGGAGGAAUGAUCUUCCCUGCGAUGGUGCAGCAGCUUUUGCCCCGAGUUGGGUUUGCGUGGACUAUGAGAGCAUUGGGAUUUGUGCAGCUUGGAUGUUUGAUCGUUUGCAAUAUUGGGAUUAGACCUCGUGUGCCUCCGAGAAGGACGGGCGAGCUGGUGGACUGGGUUUCGUUCAAGGAAGUGCCGUAUGUGCUUUUUGCCAUUGGCAUGUUCUUUAACUUCUGGGGCGUCUACUUCGCAUUCUACUACCUUGGUUCUUUCGCUCGCAACAUUAUUGGCUUACCCUAUACCGAAUCUAUCAACCUCCUCAUAGUCCUGAAUGGGGUAGGAGUCAUGGGACGUAUCGUGCCCAACUAUCUUGCAGAUCGGUAUUCGGGUCCUUUGAAUACCCUCAUCCCAGUAGUCAUAGUCACUUCGGUGUUAUGUUUCUGUUGGAUUGCUGUCUCUUCCAGAGGGGGUCUAUACGCCUGGGCAGUGAUAUAUGGGAUUGUUGGAGCUGCAAUCCAAAGCUUGUUCCCGGCGACAUUGAGCAGCUUGACCACGGACUUGAGAAAGGCUGGUGUGAGGAUGGGUCAGGUCUUUACUAUCGUCAGCUUUGCGGUAUUGACGGGGCCGCCUAUUGCUGGAGAGCUAAUUCAAAGAAAGGGGGGUGACUUUGAGUAUGCGCAGAUCUUUGCGGGGUUGGCUUUGUUCAUCGGCUGUCUUUUUCUCCUCGCGGCGAGGUGGAUAAGGAGUAAACAGCUAAGAGUGAAGAUGUAA